Molecule: messenger RNA, 531 nt
Organism: Mercenaria mercenaria
Lineage: Eukaryota; Metazoa; Mollusca; Bivalvia; Venerida; Veneridae
Exons: 1
Source: RefSeq, a predicted model, not a curated record
ACGCCAAAAGAAUGGACGGAGUAUGAACCUGUAACAAAAUGUAAACAAAAAGACUUAAAACAGCAAGGUCGUGGUAAUAAACCACAUCCCGCUGAUGAAAUUACAGACGAAGAAAUUAAUCUUUUGUAUGACGCCCAUCAAUUAGGGCCUGCCUCACCGUCACCAUUGAUAGACACUCUAUGGUUUAACAAUACCCUGCAUUUUGGAAUGAGGACUGGUGCUGCUGAACACAGAAACUUAUGCUGGGGUGAUUUGAAACUGCACUAUGACGAUGACUUGAAAUGUGAAUAUACUGAAUAUCAUGAACGCCAAACCAAAACGCACACUUGUGAAGGUAUUCGCAUUGUCAGGACAUCAAAUGCAAGAAUGUAUGCUACCGCAGUUGAAAACAGGUGCCCUGUAAUGAUUUACAAGAAGUAUGCCAGCAAACGACCUUGUGGAAUGCAAAAUGAUGACAGCCCCAUUUAUCUAGCUUCAAUAACAAAUAGUGAGCAACCAGCAGAGGAGCGUGAAAGGUUGUUCAUUUCAUAG